This is a messenger RNA of Rhodamnia argentea, 1746 nucleotides long. Its product is annotated as alpha-L-fucosidase 1-like. The coding region runs from base 34 to 1716 and encodes 560 amino acids. Gene Ontology annotation, biological process: fucose metabolic process; glycoside catabolic process. Gene Ontology annotation, molecular function: alpha-L-fucosidase activity. Gene Ontology annotation, cellular component: lysosome. The transcript has 3 exons. The record is from RefSeq and is a predicted model, not a curated record. NCBI's taxonomy places the organism in Eukaryota, Viridiplantae, Streptophyta, Magnoliopsida, Myrtales, Myrtaceae.
UGAGGCGCACUAUUGAGAAAAAGCAAGCAUCAUAUGCAACAUUCCAAAAUCGAAAAAACCAAUUCACUCCCCAAUCUUUUGAUCCUCUUUUUGGCCUUGCUCAACCCCGAGAAUCUCGACGCCCCGCCCACCUUCUGUUCUGUCCCCUGGCUCAUCCGCUCAUUACAUUCGCCUAUAUUAGUCCCCACGUUAAUCGUCACGAAGCAGAGACCAAACACACUUUGUCCGAUCAUGGUCGAGCUUCCACCUUCUUCGCGUCUAACCACAUUAGUCUUCCUCUUGUCGUUCGCAUUGGCCGUUUCCACGAGAGAGCGAGUCCCGACUCCCCCGUUGCCAAUCCUCCCUCUACCCUCCUACUCGCAGCUCAAAUGGCAGCAGAGGGAGAUCAUCAUGUUCCUCCACUUCGGCGUCAACACCUUCACCAACUCCGAGUGGGGGACCGGGCACGAGGACCCGGAUGUGUUCAACCCGGUCGGCCUCGACGCGAACCAGUGGGCGAGUGCGGCCGCGGACGCCGGGAUCUCGCUCAUGAUCUUGACUGCUAAGCACCACGACGGGUUCUGCUUGUGGCCGUCCAAGUACACCGAUCAUUCCGUGGAGAGCAGCCGUUGGAAAGGCGGGAAAGGGGACGUGGUUCAAGAGUUUGUGGAUGCGGCCAAGGCUCGUGGGCUCGAUGCCGGGCUGUACUUGUCCCCAUGGGAUAGGCACGAACCUAGAUAUGGCGACAGUUUGGAGUACAAUGAGUAUUACCUGGCGCAACUGCAAGAGCUUCUCACCAAGUAUGGGGACGUGAGGGAGAUAUGGUUCGACGGAGCGAAGGGUUCGGACGCGCCAAACAUGACGUAUUACUUCACGGAUUGGUUCUCCAUGGUGAAGGAAUUGCAGAGCUCGAUCAACAUAUUCUCAGACGCAGGUCCUGAUGUGAGAUGGGUUGGGAAUGAAAAAGGAUUUGCAGGGACCACCUGUUGGGCCACCAUUAACAGGACCUCUCUCUCCAUUGGGAAUGCCAGCCUUGAAGGGUAUCUGAACACCGGCGAUCCAAGAGGGACCGAUUACCUGCCACCAGAAUGCGACGUCUCGAUCAGAGAAGGAUGGUUCUGGCACAAGUCGCAGUCCCCGAAAGAGCUAAGCAAACUGCUCCAAAUAUACUACAACUCGGUGGGACGAAAUUGCGUGCUGCUCCUCAACGUGCCGCCUAACACGACAGGCCUCGUAUCCGAGACCGAUGUCCACAGAUUGAAGGAGCUGAGGAACGCACUGGACACCAUUUUCUCUGUCAAUUUGGCGGAGAAGUGCUCCACGAAAGCAAGCAGCCGAAGAGGAGGCAAGGACGGCGGGUUUGGGCCGGAGAAUGUGCUGGACGGCGACCACUUGUGGACCUACUGGGCUCCGGCGGAUGAAGACGAUGGUGGUGAGGCGGACCACUGGAUUGAGAUGAGGGGGACGGACGGAGGGCUCAGAUUCAACGUGGUCAGGAUCCAAGAAGCGGUGGGGCUUGGUCAACGCAUCAAACGGCACGAGGUCUACGUUGAUGGCAAGAAGAUAGCUCAAGGGACCACGGUGGGGCACAAGAGGCUUCACAGGCUCAAAGGAGGUGUGGUCCAAGGUAGUGUGGUGAGGGUCAGGAUCACUGAAUCGAAGGGCUUGCCUCUCGUUUCUUCCAUUGGCCUGCAUCUUGACCCCUUCUGGCAACCCAAGGACGGGAAGUGGCUCUAAUGAAAAGGUCCCUUUAGCUUAGCAGACACA